Molecule: messenger RNA, 4775 nt
Organism: Chlorocebus sabaeus (green monkey)
Lineage: Eukaryota; Metazoa; Chordata; Mammalia; Primates; Cercopithecidae
Gene: SLC38A2
Product: solute carrier family 38 member 2
Biological process (GO): L-glutamine transport; amino acid transmembrane transport
Cellular component (GO): plasma membrane
Molecular function (GO): L-glutamine transmembrane transporter activity
Source: RefSeq, a predicted model, not a curated record
CGACGCCGCCGCCCUAGUGAAAGCCUUACCAGUACUGCUAUCAGCAGCAGCAGCCCAACCACGCGUUACCGCACACUCGCGCCUUUCCUUUGACACGGCGGACGCCGGAGGAUUGGGGCGGCAAUUUGUCAUUUCCUUUUUUAUUAAAAUUAUUUUUCCUGCCUGUUGUUGGAUUUGGGGAAAUUUUUUGUUUGUUUUUUAUGAUUUGUAUUUGACUGAGAGAAACCCACUGAAGACGUCUGCGUGAGGUUUCCGGGGUACAAGAACAGAGACCACCGAGGCCGACUCGCGGCCGGUGCACCCACCGCCAAGGACAAAAGGAGCCCAGCGCUGCUAGCUGCAUCCGAUUCCUCCCAGUGCUUAGCAUGAAGAAGGCCGAAAUGGGACGGUUCAAUAUUUCCCCGGAUGAAGACAGCAGCAGCUACAGUUCCAACAGCGACUUCAACUACUCCUACCCCACCAAGCAAGCUGCUCUGAAAAGCCAUUAUGCAGAUGUAGAUCCUGAAAACCAGAACUUUUUACUUGAAUCGAAUAUGGGGAAGAAGAAGUAUGAAACAGAAUUUCAUCCAGGUACUACUUCCUUUGGAAUGUCAGUAUUUAAUCUGAGCAAUGCGAUUGUGGGCAGUGGAAUCCUUGGGCUUUCUUAUGCCAUGGCUAAUACUGGAAUUGCUCUUUUUAUAAUUCUCUUGACGUUUGUGUCAAUAUUUUCCCUGUAUUCUGUUCAUCUCCUUUUAAAGACUGCCAAUGAAGGAGGGUCUUUAUUAUAUGAACAAUUGGGAUAUAAGGCAUUUGGAUUAGUUGGAAAGCUUGCAGCAUCUGGAUCAAUUACAAUGCAGAACAUUGGAGCUAUGUCAAGCUACCUCUUCAUAGUGAAAUAUGAGUUGCCUUUGGUGAUCCAGGCAUUAAUGGACAUUGAAGAUAACACUGGAUUGUGGUAUCUGAAUGGUGACUAUUUGGUUCUGUUGGUGUCACUGAUACUCAUUCUUCCUUUGUCGCUGUUUAGAAAUUUAGGAUAUUUGGGAUAUACCAGUGGCUUUUCCUUGUUGUGUAUGGUGUUCUUUCUGAUUGUGGUCAUUUGCAAGAAAUUUCAGGUUCCGUGUCCUGUGGAAGCUGCUUUGAUAAUUAAUGAAACAAUAAACACCACCUUAACACAGCCAACAGCUCUCAUACCUGAUUUGUCACAUAACGUGACUGAAAAUGACUCUUGCAGACCUCACUAUUUUAUUUUCAACUCACAGACUGUCUAUGCUGUGCCAAUUCUGACCUUUUCAUUUGUCUGUCAUCCUGCUAUUCUUCCCAUCUAUGAAGAACUGAAAGACCGCAGCCGUAGAAGAAUGAUGAAUGUGUCCAAGAUUUCAUUUUUUGCUAUGUUUCUCAUGUAUCUGCUUGCCGCCCUCUUUGGAUACCUAACAUUUUACGAACAUGUUGAGUCAGAAUUGCUUCAUACCUACUCUACUAUCUUGGGAACUGAUAUUCUUCUUCUCAUUGUCCGUCUGGCUGUGUUAGUGGCUGUGACCCUGACAGUACCAGUAGUUAUUUUCCCAAUCCGGAGUUCUGUAACUCACUUGUUGUGUGCAUCAAAAGAUUUCAGUUGGUGGCGUCAUAGUCUCAUUACAGUGUCUAUCUUGGCAUUUACCAAUUUACUUGUCAUCUUUGUCCCAACUAUUAGGGAUAUCUUUGGUUUUAUUGGUGCAUCUGCAGCUGCUAUGUUAAUUUUUAUUCUUCCUUCUGCCUUCUAUAUCAAGUUGGUGAAGAAAGAACCUAUGAAAUCUGUACAAAAGAUUGGGGCUUUGUUCUUCCUGUUAAGUGGCAUACUGGUGAUGACCGGAAGCAUGGCCUUGAUUGUUUUGGAUUGGGUACACAAUGCACCUGGAGGUGGUCAUUAAUUGGCACCACUCAAACUCAAACUCAGUGCAUCUGAUGCCAGUGUUGAGUAAACUCAACUACUAUGAAAUUUCACCUAAUAUUUUCAGUUUCACUUCCUUUUGAAGUGCAGAUUCCUCGCUGGUUCUUCUGAGUGCAGAAUAAGUGAACUUUUUUUUUUUUUUUUUUUAAAGAAACUUAUCUGUAUGUUAGAAAUGGAUAUGAACAACAAAACCACGAGUCUCGGGUUAAGGGAAGUGACAAUUUUAUUCCAUUCCAGAGAAUGGACGAACUCUUAACUUUUAUCAAGCCACAUGCUUGGCUGUGUCAUUGUUUAACUUGGAUAUUUUAUGAUUUUACUUGAAUGUGCCUAAUGGAACCAUUCGAUGUGAGAAAUAAUUCUUCUUAAUUUACAGCAAAGUAUUGAAUAACCAUUGAGAAAAACACUAUUAUUUUUUGUACCAAAAAUACUUAAAGACCUCAGAAGCACUCUUUUACUUUUAAAAAAUUGCUUUUUUUGAACUUUAUUCAGAAGCAGUUAUCAAUAAAUUCCAUAAAAUAAUUUCAUUGGUAUUUAAAAAUGAAUAUUAGUAUAAUGAAAUGAUUUGCCUUUUUGUAGGCAUAAUAAGCCAAAUACUUUUUUACCCAAAAUAAUUUUUAGAGAAAAUGAUGUAAUGAAAAAUUGUACCAUGAAUUAGGAGCGUAGUUUUUUUCCAUUUAAAUGUCACCAUUACUUAAAAGAUGAUUGAUUGAUUAUUGCUAUACCAAAUCAGAUGAAUUCUGUUCAUCACUUUUCUUCUCUGUCCCCAAACAAUUUGGUUCAUUCAGACUGAAAUGUUUGUGUCUUCAGCUUAUUAGAAUGGAAGAUAAUACAGAUAUUUCUGUAGGAAAUAAAAUAACUAAUUUUGAGGUACCAAAUAGUGCAAUUGGGUAAAACAGGGUUUAUUCAGUUGCAUCUGUCUCCAGUGUUGUAUUGACAGCUCUGGGUAUUUUUUUUGGGCCAGCCCUUUUUUGACAUUGCUUCCAGCAGUGGAAAAUGGGCAUUUAAUGGCAAUAGCCAAAAUUAUUGUGUCCAGAGAGUACACUUUUUCAAAAUGCUCACCUACUGGAAGUGUGAAUUACUUGACAAUGUAUGGCUUAGUUGUGUUCAUGUUUUGUCUACAGUAGAGGUCUAAUCCACAGGGUACACCUAUGUUUGGUAAGAUAUAAGUUCUCUUUGUGUAGGCCACUGGGUUUCUCAUGCAGUAAGCUUUAUAAAAACUCAUUUGCACUGGACUGUCAUCUCAUUCUUGUACAACGUAGAAUUACUUGUUUACAUCCAACAAAUGGUUAGCUAGGGAAAACAGUGCAAACUGAGUGUUAGUCGUUUUGGUCCAACUGCAUGUCAACCCUUCCAUUUCAAUCCUGGUUAGAAGUGAAAAUAAUUACUUUGAAACUUGGCUUUAAGAGCACAUUUAUCAUAUGUCACAGUGUAUGGUGAAUAUAUUAUUAAAAUAACGUGGUACUUUGCUCAUCAGGCAUAAUGUCUAAAAUCUAAUAUACAUAAUUCCAUUAAGUGGUUGAGGGAAGCAAAUAAUGGAAUUGUCAAUUGGUCAUCUGGCUCUAAGGUUUGCCCUUGAACUAAAAAUGUUGAGUUUGGGGCAAGGGCCAGAAAUGUGGCAGACGUGGUUUUUGUUACGCAUUCUUGUAUUAUAUGUGACUAAAUUAACAAACAAGAAACAUGUGUAAGGACCCUUAUGGAACUGGAAGACGUCUUGUAGUGCUACAUUGGGUGAAACCAUUGGUCCACUUUUGUCUGUUCCUAUGAAGAUAAAAUAAUUGGGGACCAUCUACAAAUAGGCAGUGGGAAGACAGAUUCUACAGCACUGCUUUCAUUUAAUUGGGCUUUAGACACUCCAUUCGAAUGCAGAACCUCACCUCUAGUUGAGACCAAGAAUUGGCACAUUUGCAUGAGCUCCUGGAAUAAGUUGCUGACUUUGUAUCUAAGACCUGCCAGGGAAUACCAAGAGUUGUUUCUACAGAAGAUACUGUGGCAACCAGGAAGGAAUGGAAAAAAAAAUUCUUUUCUUUACAACAAAUUAAUGUGAGGAAGCUCCUCCAAUCAUCUGGUUAUUUGAGGUUCAAAAUCAACUGCCUAGGGAAAAUUGCAAUGCAUGAUUCUCUUGGAGCUAUCUUGUCUGCCUUGAGGUUCCUAAACAAUGAAUUCCCAUUAAUGAGCAGUCUUCAGUAUUAAAACCACUGUCUUGUCACCUCAUUUUGCAUUACUGUCUUCCGUGGAUGUUUCAGUUAUAACUGUAAUGUUAUUUAUAGAACAACAUUAAUCCAUUAAAGCUAACCUAUUUUUCAAUAUUUAUGAUAAUCUAUGUACAUAUAUUGUCUGUCCAUAUGUAUUUGUAAAUAGGUUGUAUAUAAUGUCAGGUUUGGGUCUUGGGUUCAAGUGUAUAUAUUCCUAUAAGUUUCUUAACUGCAUUUUGAUGAAUUCAUAUUAUGUAACUAUAAGAAUUGUCCCAAAAGUACCUGUACAGAAAAUUGAAUAUUGAAAAAUUGACAAAAUUGUGUACAAACACUAAAGUGUUUAAAUUGUAUUUGCAAUAAACUCAACAUUAAAUUUUUUCAUGAAAUCUUGGUGCAAAUUCAGAUCUCUUAUUUAAAAUUUAAAUAAGGUAUAAAUUUUCAAAAUGCAGUAAUCAAAAUGUGAUCUAGUGUAAUGAAAUAAAGUGUGAUCUAGUGUAAUGGAAGACCUUUGAGAACCUGGGUGUAUUAACUUUGUGUAUAUAGUGUAAAUAUCCCUACUGUACUGUUAGAGACCAACAAUUCUAGUAUGGCUUGUUGGCAAAGAGUGCUACACCGUUUCAAUGAAACAAUGUAUGUUUGUUUUAACUGAACUAAAAUAAAUACAUGCUUAAUCUUAA